Anopheles stephensi (Asian malaria mosquito) is the source of this 1471-nucleotide messenger RNA. It is a transcript of the gene Tcs4, whose product is annotated as probable tRNA N6-adenosine threonylcarbamoyltransferase, mitochondrial. Gene Ontology annotation, cellular component: mitochondrion. The transcript is spliced from 5 exons. Gene Ontology annotation, biological process: tRNA threonylcarbamoyladenosine modification. The record is from RefSeq and is a predicted model, not a curated record. Lineage: Eukaryota; Metazoa; Arthropoda; Insecta; Diptera; Culicidae. Bases 109 to 1377 code for a protein of 422 amino acids.
UCUUCGCGUCUGUCAUAGCUUUUAUAUACGAAGCUUAUGAUUGUUUAUGUUUGAUUCGACUUGGUCGCGAUAAACAACAUACCUGCAGCAAAAACAAGUGCAGCUAAAAUGUGUAGAAUAUUUACUCAAUUCAUCCGGCUUAGUGCAUUCGGUAGGAGACAUUUUUCAGCACAGUCUGGUAGUCAGCAAAGGCCUCUAGUGUUGGGCAUCGAAACGAGUUGUGAUGAUACCGGAGCCGCUUUGGUUACCGGCAACGGAACAGUGCUGGGAGAAUACAUUCAUUCACAGCAAAGCAGUCACUUAAGGUUUGGUGGAAUUAUACCACCUGUAGCGCAAGAUAUCCACCGCGCAAACAUUGAAAACGUUGUGCAAAAAACGUUCCAACAAGCAAACUUAUCUCCGAACGAUAUUGAUGCAGUCGCAGUCACGAAUCGCCCAGGACUGCCACUUAGUUUGAUAGUGGGUAUGCGAUACGCAAAACAUGUCGCCCGUACAUACGACAAACCUUUGAUUCCGAUACACCACAUGCAAGCGCAUGCUUUGAUGGCGCGUAUGAACUCUCCCAUACCGUUUCCCUUCCUCUGCCUUCUUGUGAGCGGUGGACAUUCGUUGUUGGUGUUUAUUGAAAGUACGGCAAAGUUUCGAUUAUUGGGCGAAACGCUGGACGAUGCGCCCGGGGAAGCGCUGGACAAAAUUGCUCGCCGUUUGAAGUUACGAAACAUCGCCAAAUAUGCACAAAUGUCUGGUGGACAGGCUAUUGAAGUCGCCGCUCAAGCUGCCUCAAGUAACACUUCGGCCUACGAAUUUCCAUUACCACUGUCAAAGUAUCGCGAUUGCCAAUUCAGCUUUGCUGGAUUGAAAAACACAGCUACGAGACAUAUCCUGGAACGGGAAGCGACCCUGAAUCUUGCACCUGACGCGUUGCUACCGGACUACGAGGACUUUUGUGCGUGCUUCCUAAAAGGAGUCACACGCCACAUGCUUCACCGCACACAGCGAGCCAUAGAAUACUGCGAACGGCGCAAUUUAUUCGGCAAUGGCAGUACACAACGGAGCUUGGUCAUUUCUGGUGGAGUUGCUUGCAAUGAUGUCAUUUUCAGUGCCUUGAGCCGUAUGGCAGAACAGUUCGGGUACAGUACGUACAGACCGCCAAAGAAACUUUGCACCGACAAUGGUACAAUGAUAGCGUGGAAUGGUGUUGAAAAACUUCUCGCCUCGGAUACUGGUGAAAUGAGCAAGAACUAUGAAACGGUCGAUAUUAGUGGCAAAUGUCCGAUAGGCGAAAGCUUGAUAGACGAUGUGAAGGAAGCGAAUUUGGCGUGCAAGUGGGUUAAAGUCGAUAUAUUACCCACAAAGGAAGAACCGACGCGUAGCUAACGAAAAUGCCAAAAAAGAUUGCUUAAGAUAAAGUUGUACGAAUAGAAUGGAAAAUAGAACAAAAAUCCACAGUAAAGAGCUCAUUUAAUGCACA